AUGGAGAGCUACGGGAGGAAGCGGGGGUGGAAGAAGGGGCCGACGAGGGGGAAGGGCGGGCCGCAGAACGCGGCGUGCGAGUACCGCGGCGUGCGGCAGCGGACGUGGGGGAAGUGGGUCGCGGAGAUCCGCGAGCCCAACAAGCGGACGCGCCUCUGGCUCGGCUCCUUCGCCACCGCCGAGGAGGCGGCGCUCGCCUACGACGAGGCGGCGCGGAGGCUCUACGGGCCCGAGGCCUUCCUCAACCUGCCGCACCUCCGCGCCGCCUCCGCCGCCGCGGCGCACCAGCGGCUCAGGUGGCUCCCGGCCUCCGCCGCCGCACGGGGGGGCGCCCCGGCCGUCCCGGCCUACGGCCUCCUCAACCUCAACGCGCAGCACAACGUCCACGUCAUACACCAGAGGCUGCAGGAGCUGAAGAACUCGUCGCCGACCAAGCCGCCGCGUACCCCCGCGCGCGCCCACCUGCCGCCGCCGCCUCUCCCCACCUCGUCGCCGUGCUCCACCGUCACCAUCAGCGCCGGCUCCGCGGCUCUUCCUCCGCCCAUGUCGUGCUUCCAGGCGCUGGAGCAGGCGAUGGCCACGGCGGCGAUGGAGAGCGCGCCGUGCUGCGACAGCGCCGCCGUGGCGGGCUUCUGCGCCGACAAGCCCCAGCUCGACCUCAAGGAGUUCUUGCAGCAGAUAGGCGUGCUCAAGGCCGACGACGACGGCGCGGCAGGCAAGAACGGCGGCGCCCACGGGGACGACGGCGAGCUGGCGGACGCGUUUGGGUUCGGCGGCAACGGCGAGUUCGACUGGGACGCGCUGGCCGCCGACAUGAGCGACAUCGCAGGUGGCCACGGCGGCGCGCUGGGCGCCAAUGGCGGCUUCCAGAUGGACGAUCUGCAUGAGGUCGAACAAUUUGGCGGGUGCAUGCCCAUCCCCAUAUGGGACAUUUGA
Molecule: messenger RNA, 936 nt
Organism: Oryza brachyantha (malo sina)
Lineage: Eukaryota; Viridiplantae; Streptophyta; Magnoliopsida; Poales; Poaceae
Product: dehydration-responsive element-binding protein 2E
Exons: 1
Coding region: 1-936 (311 amino acids)
Biological process (GO): response to stress; positive regulation of DNA-templated transcription
Cellular component (GO): nucleus
Molecular function (GO): transcription cis-regulatory region binding; DNA-binding transcription factor activity
Source: RefSeq, a predicted model, not a curated record